AGCCCUUGCCGUCAGUACUCAGAUCCGCACCCGCGUACACGCAAAGCCAAUAAGAUUCCUUCACUCUCCCGGGAAGAUUAGAAAGAAAAAGAAAAGAUGUCGCACAGCGACACCGUACCUCUCCACCAGUCCUCCCAAUCGGACAUCGACGAGAUCGAGAGCCUCAUCAACGCCAGUGUCCAAUCCGGCCCCGCCACUGUCCUCCCUGCCCGGCCGCCCAGCCCCCCACGCGCCUCCAUCCCCGUUGUCUCCUCGUCUCCAUUCAUACAGUCCAAUCUCCCACCACUGCCACCACUACCCUCUUCCAACCAGAAGGUGCCAUCUGUCCCCGCACCUGCUCCUCCGCCACCCCCAGUCGGAGCGAGCGGGUUCGGUCCGGUUCCUAACACGCUUACGGAACCGGUAUGGGACACGGUGAAGCGGGAUCUGUCGAGGAUCGUGAGCAAUCUGAAGCUGGUGGUGUUCCCCAACCCGUAUAGGGAGGACCCCGGAAAGGCGUUGCGGGAUUGGGAUCUCUGGGGCCCCUUUUUCUUCAUUGUCUUCUUGGGUCUAGCUCUCUCGUGGUCUGCUUCCGUCAAGAAGUCUGAAGUUUUUGCGGUUGCAUUUGCGCUACUUGCUGCUGGUGCUGUAAUUCUGACAUUGAAUGUACUUCUACUGGGUGGACAUAUAAUCUUCUUCCAAAGUCUGAGUUUGCUGGGUUAUUGCCUGUUCCCGCUGGACGUUGGAGCCGUAAUCUGUAUGUUGAAGGACAAUGUAAUGUUGAAAGUGAUUGUGGUAAGUGUGACGUUAGCGUGGAGCUCCUGGGCUGCAUAUCCUUUCAUGAGUUCAGCAGUGAACCCUCGGAGAAAAGCCCUCGCACUCUAUCCCGUUUUUCUCAUGUAUGUAUCUGUCGGUUUUCUCAUCAUUGCCAUUGAUUAAUAUACAUCAACCGUCGCCACUGCAGAGGUUCUUAUAAAAUCACAUUGGUUCGUAUAGAAAUUCCAUGUAAUGAUUAAUCUUCUUCUCAUGGUACACCGUGUUUUUUGACUUCUGAGUGGACAUGUUUGGACACAAUUCUGCCUAAUAUAUAACGGAGUUGUAUGAAAA
This is a messenger RNA of Juglans microcarpa x Juglans regia, 1086 nucleotides long. RefSeq names its product protein YIP4b-like. Gene Ontology annotation, biological process: endoplasmic reticulum to Golgi vesicle-mediated transport. The record is from RefSeq and is a predicted model, not a curated record. Lineage: Eukaryota; Viridiplantae; Streptophyta; Magnoliopsida; Fagales; Juglandaceae. Gene Ontology annotation, cellular component: membrane; trans-Golgi network.